Messenger RNA from Branchiostoma belcheri (Belcher's lancelet), 3619 nucleotides. RefSeq lists its product as uncharacterized. Gene Ontology annotation, molecular function: protein binding. The transcript has 4 exons. Bases 25 to 3063 code for a protein of 1012 amino acids. The record is from RefSeq and is a predicted model, not a curated record. NCBI's taxonomy places the organism in Eukaryota, Metazoa, Chordata, Leptocardii, Amphioxiformes, Branchiostomatidae.
AACAUCCCAAGAGCAGCUGACAUUAUGGAGGAUAAUCUUCUCCUGCCACAUAUACCAAGUGAAUAUACAGAUAACAUCAAGAAAGGAGACUCCUCCCUUGCCAGAUCAGACCUGGACUCAGCAGAGCAGCACUUUGCAGCUGCACUCAAGACGGUACAUGUGAGAGACCCCACAGCCCAGCAGUACCAGAGAGAGGUGGAGCCCCUGUGCAAGUUGGGGGAUGUCUACAGUAAGCGAGGUCAGCAGACAGGAGACGGGGGAGACUUUGUCAAAGCAACAGCACUCUACAAUGCAGCAAUAGCCAGGUCAGAGGACCAAAUAGUUAUUGGUAACUUAGCAAAAGCUAUUAGAGAAGUAGACAAGGCAUUUCUCAAAUUUACCUUAGGCAUUCAUAGCAAUGUUUGCCAAGAUGACACAGAAAAACAUAAGAAACAGCUGAAGGAGAUGCGGGACCAGAUCAAGCUGGAGAUGGAAACCAUUGACCAGCAGCUGGAUCCCUAUGUACAUGAUGAGGACGACCCAUGUGUCAGAGAGAUAGAGGCAAAACGAGCUCAGGCUGUCAGGCAGUUGUUUGAGAAAAUUGCACAACAAAGGAAGGAGUUCAUCAGCCUGCUUGUAGAAGAGUGUAUUGGGUUAAUGGGUCCCCCUCCCUGUAAGUAUGCCCUGAUAGGUUUGGGUUCACAGGCCACAGGACUGGUAACUCCAUACUCAGACCUGGAGUUUGCCAUCUUGGAAGAGAAAGAAAGUGAAGAAUGUCUUGUGUAUUUCCGAAACCUCACCCACUAUCUACACCUCAAGGUGGUCAACCUGGGAGAAACCAUUCUCCCAGCACUGGGAAUAAAAUCUCUCAAUGACUUCUACUCUGAGAACCCACUUGACAACUGGUACUAUGACUCUGUUACACCUCGUGGGUUUGCAUUUGACGGUUCCAUGCCAAAGGCAAGCAAGACUCCACUGGGCAGGCAGGGAACUAAGAACAAACCACCCAGUGAACUCAUCUGCACACCAGUAAACAUGGCUUCAAAACUAGAGAAGGAUGUCACAUUGUACUGGCAAGGAUAUCAUCUUGCAAGUAUCUUGAAAAAUCCAUGCCUGAUAGCAGGGGACCAGGAUUUGAUUGACACAUACAUGGACAUCACAGAGAAGAUACUGCAAGCUGAUGGGGGCAAAAUGGCUCAACAACUGGCACAGGAGACGCAUAAGGAAAACAACAACAUGUACAAUGAUGAAAGAUCCCUCACAGCAAGGCUAAUUGAUGUAAAGAAAGAAAUCUAUCGUUUCCCAGCACUAGCAGUGGACUGCUUGGCACUGUCCUCAGGCAUUAAACCUACAUGUGCCACAAUUUGGGAGAGAAUAGCAGAAAUGGAAAAGCAACAAGUGAUCAGUCCCAACAAUGCACACCACCUGACAGUGCUUACCAGCAUCUCAGCAGAACUCAGGCUCAGAACAUACAUGGCAAAUGGUGGACAGAAAGAAAACCUGUCAGCUAUGGCCUCAAUGGAAGCAAUGCUAAGUCAACAGAAAUCAUCCCAACAGACAAAUGAUGAAACACAAACAAAUGCUUUGAGUCUGAAACCAGUCUUUCAUGUGCCAAACGAAACUCAGCUUUUCAGGUACUUUUUCACAUCAGUCCCUCUUAAACGGGUUUUGUCUGAAUGGUCUGGCGAUAAACCAACUCUAACUUCAUUCCCAGUUUUCUACAACAGUUCUCUAUACGUGCAAGGAACCAUGUACCAUGAGCUCUGUAAAUACAGGCUGGCUAUCGGCUGCUAUAAUGAAGCUCUGGUGAAUCAUGAAGAUGAACUCACUGUGACUGAGCAAAUCGACAUCUUCAACAAGCUUGGUCCUGCACAUCACCAGAUAGGACAGUAUGAAAUGUCUGUUAGCUGUAAUGAACUGGCACUGGAAAAUUACAGAAAACUCCAUGGUGAGAACGCAGAACAUCCUCAUAUUGCUGGGAUAUACAGCAACCUGGGUGUGACGUUUGCCACCAACGGUGAUCACAGAAAGGCAAUUGGCUACUUUGAACAGGCACUCCAAAUGUACAGGAGUAUCUAUGGUCAGGGUACAGAACAUCCUGACAUCGCCACCUCACUCAACAACUUGGGAGGAGCCUGGAAUCACCUUGGUGAUUACAGGAAAGCAAUCAGCUACUUUGAAGAGGCACUGCAGAUGUACAAGACUGUCCAUGGACCAAGUACAGAACAUCCUAGUAUUGCGCUCUCAUUCAACAACCUGGGGUCAGCUUGGGGUGAUCUGAAAGAUCACAAAAAAGCAAUCAGCUACCAUGAACAGGCACUGUUGAUGUACAGGGGUGUCUAUGGUCCAAGUACAGCACAUCCAAGCAUUGCUGUGUCACUUAACAACCUGGGGGAAGCCUGGAGUAACCUGGGUGAUCACAGAAAAGCAAUCAGCUACCAUGAACAGGCACUGGAGAUGCGUAGGAGUAUCUUUGGUCAGGGUAAAGACCAUCCUGACAUUGCCAACUCACUGAACAACCUGGGGACAGCCUGGCACCAUCUGGGUAACUACACCAAGAGACUCAACUACCAUGAACAGGCACUGCAGAUGUACAAGAGUGUCUAUGGUCAGACUAAAGCACAUCAUGACAUCGCUGUGUUACUCAACAACCUGGGGGAAGUCUCAAGUGCUCUGGGUGAUCACAAGAAAGCAGCCAGCUACCAUGAACAGGCACUGGAGAUGCGCAGGACUAUCUAUGGCGAGACCACAGCACAUCCUGAAAUUGCCAAGUCACUCAGCAAACUGGGGUUGAGCUGGGAGAAACUUGGUGAUUACAGGAAAUCGUUCAGCUACCUUGAAGAGGGAGUGCGGAUGUGUAGGAACGUUACUGGUCCAGAUUCUACAACACCUACCGAGAUUGCCACGACACUCAACACCCUGGCUAUGGGCUGGUAUCACUUACUCGGUGAUCGCGAGAAGGCACUCAGUCUCUGUCAGGAUGCUUUGGCCAUGGCUAGAGAGAUCUAUCCCCAAGACAACACUCUAAUACAGACAAUCGAGAACACCCUGGACAAUAUUGGUCCAGGACAGGCAGAACAGUAACUGUUGUAGCACUAGUUUGCCCCAGAUGUUCAGAUUUGUGAACAUACUGUACGUGUAUGUUUUUUUUUUUGUUUUCUUUUAACGCCCAUCAUGAUAAUGAUCAUUCUGGCUGAGCAAAGUAAAGGAAGUCGUUUAAAGUAGCUUUCCCAAGAGCACAAGGUUGGUGACAUGGCAGGAUUCGAACCUGUGACCUCUUGGUUCUGAGCCGAAUGCUCUGCUGUUAUGCCACACGACCCCAUGCCUGGGUAGAGAAAAAGUACCCUGACAUACAGUAACAGUUGCUAAGCUGUGGAACCUUCAUUUACAAGCAAUUUGCUACUUUUUAAAUUCAUGAAAAAUUUAUUUGUGUAAAAAAAUAUUCAUAAUAAUCCUGAAAAUAUGGGGCUAAGCAGUACUUCGAAUUUUCACCUCUCAAAAUCAGUGGCACAGACGACAUCAUCAUCGUAACAAAAUUAAGCUACAGGAAAAACGUGGACUGAGAAAAACCCUAUGAAUGAUUACUGAAUGUUGUGAAUGGAAAGUAUUGCAAAAUGGAGGAGACUGAACAUGACCUUGA